GAGAUGAGAAAUAGAGCGAGAAUGAGAGGCUGGAGGGCAAAGAGCAGCCUUCAGGUCCCCUCUCCCUGGCCUGCAACUCUACCAAGCUCUGCGACCCUUCCCUGCACCCAGGGAUGCUCCCUCGCCGCUUGUAGGCAGUGUCACCAUGGCAGCCCAAACACAAGGCAAGCGCCUCCCAGGCUACUCGCGCGUCUCCUGGCGGGACUUGCGGCGCUCGGGCGGCUCCCGGGCCGGGAGAGCGCAACUAUAGCAGCUCCCGGGCCGGGAGAGGAUCGCCGCGGACUCCUUUCCCCGCUCUUCAGGGUUCUUCUAGCGGCACCCGCCAUUUUGACCCGUGGCGCAGCGCCCGGAGUAUCUUUGGGAGCCGGGAGGCCACUUUUUGGCUGUCGGUGGCUUCCCCUGGGAGUCUUGGCGGGCGGAUGGACACGCACGUCUCCGCCGGAUCCUCGUCCUCCUUCUAGACUGGUUAAACAAGUUCAAGUUUCCCUCGCGGCCUUGGCCUCUUUCCUUUCUUCUUCCCUCGCCGCCGCGCAGAAGAACAGACUGCUUGCUGAUACAUUGAAAUCAUUUGAUCAGUUGCUAAAAUGUUCAAAAAUGAAUAUCAGAUAAGAAGAGGACUUGAGAUCACCCAUAAGUACUCCAGACAGUAGCUCCUCACAAAGAAACUUCAGGACAGCCAUCCCUGGUGGUUUAGAGUUAUGAGAGAAGAGGGAAUAGCCAUCUUUUCCCUCAGACUGAUUGGCGCCUUGAAAAGGACACUAGGUUCAUAUACUUUGUUUUCUAAUCACUUUUGGAAAUUGCUUGUUAAUAGCUUUCUGCUAUUAGGAACCUUUGGAUAGCACUGGGGUGGCCCAUUCGUUGAAAUCUUCAGUGCUCAAGGCAAGAACACUGGGACCAAAUGGAAAAUUUCUGGCAAUCCUUCAGUCAUAGGGAAAGUAUGUUUUGGAAAUAAAUGGAAUAUGAUAAGGAAGUGAAAGGUUUCGUCAUUGUCCUGGAAGGAAGUGGUCAAACCAACAAGAUGCAGCUUCCAAAAGAAACUAAGCAGGCCCUUGGACUGAUCCAGCAAUUUUUGGUACUUCAAAUUUACCUACCACUGGGACAAGAUUUCUCAGCUGAAUUACUGAUAACUGAUUUAGGAAAUAUUAAAAGAAGAUUGUAUUUAUCGACGAUUCACAAAGAAUUGUCUGUAACCCCUCUGCAUGCAAAAAUCCCUCUCUUUAUGAUCAAACGCAAAAUUUGGUGCAAUUUGUGCAUUGACUUGGUGGCAUUUACCAGUGAGAUAUUCAAAGGCGCUGUUUUUCAGUCUUUGGAUGGCAUUAUUGUUUCAGCCAACUGUAAACUGCGAAAAAUCUUCACACUGAAGUCAACCCCCCUGAACGCCGCAGAUGACGAUGCUGAUGGACCAAGAGAUACGAUUCCUCGAGCCUGUCAGUUAAAUGCAGAUGUGCCGCAAGUCACACAGCUGCUAAACAUGAAGAAACUGCGCCAAACAGAACAAAAAUGUAGAGGCCAGCCUUUAAAUUCACCAGAAUUAGAUCCUCCAACAAACCGAGCAUCAGCUACUAUACGUAACAAUAAAAGUCAAGAUAUAUCCCACAUUGCAUUUGGAUCUAAAGUCCUUGGGCCACCUCCUCUCUCAGGACGAAGGCUCACAACAAGGGCAUCUGGGGAGUCAACAAAAUCGAGCCUUAGGACAAAAAGGUCAUGCCAAAUGCCAACUUUGGAAAAGAGAGCAGAACCAGUACAAGAUACAGUAGUGACUGAGCAGUCUCCAUCAUCAUUCGAUAUGGCUUUAGAUAAAAAAAAUAUAGAAAAUAUCUGUAACACAAAUCAAGUUUCCCUGGACAAGGAUGAAUGGAUAUUUCCUGACAAAGAAAACUCUCAACUGGAGUCCAGCAAUCCUCUGCCGAUAGCCUAUGAAACAUUCCAUGAUGUUUCAGCCUCUGCCCAAAGUGAUGACCAAAUAUAUGAAAGCAAAGAAGCAGCUGAAGUGCCUGAGGAUAUUUUCACCUACUCCUCAAAACCUCGAUCAGCACCUCAUGGAAAGCCCUUGAGUCUUUCUUCAGAAGAUUGCACUUUUUCUUUGGAUUUGAAGGACGAAAUUAGCAAGGACUGGCGAGGAGCUCAAAUGGAAGAUGAUUUCUAUGGAAAUGAGAGCAAUGGAGAGGAUGAUAGUUACAUGGACUCCCUCAUGCAAGAGAAUCAGAAUCUUCCAAAUAACUAUUUCAUAUCAGCAUUCCCUCAGCCAGUAAUAUCCAAGGAGAUUCUUCCCAAAAUGGCACCCAAGAGUCCUGAAAGCAGGACAUACAACUUCUGUACAAAAAGGACUGAAGAAGAAGUAUCACCACAAUGUAUUGAAGAUUCUGUUGUGAUAAUGGACAAAGCAAAUAAGAUACAAAGAAGCUUGUUGCCCACUUCUUGUUUAUCCCCUAUCGGAAACCUAUCUGAACCCUGUAAGGAAAUAUCUAGCAUCUCAAAAGAUCUCUCCACCAGUGCAUUAAGAAGUUCCAUAAGUAGAAAGUCCUUAAAAGAACUCCAUCUGGAGGACUCAAAUCCAGUAGUUCAAAUUCCUGAAUACAAUUGGAAAGACUACCAGCCAAGCAACAUGACCAUGUCUGAAAUGCAGAUGUUGGCUAGCAUGAAAAGGCAGCAAAAUGAAGAACUGGAAUCUAAUGGACCUUCACAUGGGUUGAGUGCCUCUCAGAUCAACAAUUGUAAUAUUAGCAUCAGCACAAGCAGUGAUGACACAAAUACCUGGAAUUCAUGCCUCCCAGCACCUGUGAAUCAAGGAAGUCACUAUCAGAAAGAAAUGAACCCUCUUUCUCAGUCCAAUCCAAGGGAUUGGCUACAAGUCUUCAGCCCUCCUAUCAUUCCUCCUAGCCAACAGGUGGCAGAAUAUAACAAAGCUUCAGCAAACAUAAGUGCCCAAGGUGAAGGUGAAGGGAGGGAAGAAGAUGAAGUUCUCACUCUCUUGUACGACCCAUGCCUAAACUGCUACUUCGAUCCUGAGACUGGAAAAUAUUAUGAGUUGGCAUAGAUAUGUGAAGAAAUAUGGAGCGCCACAAAGAGCACAAACUCUGCAGCACCCAGAGCUUUGGCAAAUGCUGUUCUCCCUGCCCCUAAGGCGAACAGAGAAAGACUCGAAAAGACCAUGAAAUAUUUUGUUUCCUUUUUCCAUUCCUGCUAUUUUUAUCAGAGUGCUUAGAAAGAUCCUCUGACUUUUGUACACAUUUAAUUUGUUCCUAUUAUUUGCAGUAUGAAAGAUUCCUACCUGUGAACUGAAUUACACCAAAUCAAAGAUAUGUCCUGGAUUUAAUCUGUGAAAGCUUGCAUAGUUUUUUUUCACCUAGCCAUUUUUUUUAUUCCCCAGUCAUUUAAAGACAUAUAUGGCAUCUUUGUACUUUAAAAAUACAAUGUUCAGAAAGAAGUACCUCCAUCAAUUGUCUUUUCUUUUUUUAUUCCUGCUAUUUGUUAAAACAAUAUUCUUUAAAAAAAAUAUAUAGGGGGGUAACAAACACCUUAGAGGAUAAUGUCAAGAUUCAGGAGGAUCUUGACAAAAUGGAACAAUAAGAAGAAUACAGGACAAUGAAUUUCAACAGGAAGAAAUGCAAAGUCCUGCAUUUGAGCAGGAAAAAUCAAAGGUAUGAGUACUGGUAGCCCUUGAUUUAUGACCAGUCGCUUAGCAACUAUUCAGAGCUACAAUGGAGCUACUUACAACCCAGAUUGGAAUUUCCACAGCCAAGCCUCCUGUGGUCACAUCAUUGCAUUUGGGUCACUGGACUACCAGCCCACAUUUACUGGGAUUUGCAGUCCCAUGACCACAAUUAUGACAUUUAUUUCCAGAAACCGCUUUACUUUUACUUUUCCAUUUUCUGGCAAAAAGAAAUGCACGUUACAGAUAAUUGAUUCCCUUAACCGCAAUGGUGAUUCGCUUAACAGCUGCCGCAAAAGGGUCAUAAAAUCAGGCAUGGUGACCCACUUAACAAUCGGUACAACUUACAACUGGAAUUCCAGACUCAAAUAUGAACAUACGUGGCAGAUUACCUGUAUAAGACUAAGGGAGCCUAUUAGGCGAUUUGGGUGUUUUAGUGGAUCCCUAGUUGAAAUGAGCCAGCAGUGUGAUGCAACUGCAAAGAAAAAGAAAA
Molecule: messenger RNA, 4145 nt
Organism: Crotalus tigris (Tiger rattlesnake)
Lineage: Eukaryota; Metazoa; Chordata; Lepidosauria; Squamata; Viperidae
Gene: CFAP20DC
Product: CFAP20 domain containing
Exons: 17
Coding region: 953-3037 (694 amino acids)
Source: RefSeq, a predicted model, not a curated record